AUACACCUAAUAGCUACUCGAGUUGUAAAAAUGUAAAGAUUAGUGGCGCAGAUUGGUUGAAGGAGGUUAUACUGAUGGAAUAUGCAAUCAUCAUCAAAAGAGAAGAUCUGUCGCUAGCACAUAAAGCUGCACUGGAUGAAAAAAUGUACGCAUUAAGACAAAAAAUCUAUGAAUCUUCAGAUAACUUGAAGAAUUGGCCUUAAAUUUAUAUCUCUUUUUGUCCCAAACAAUUGUUAUAAAUAAUAUAUGCAAAAUAGUAAUAAAAGGAAAAACUCUUUGGAACCUGCUACGAGAACAAAGGCACAACGUUCCAUUGCCAACUUUUUCGGUCACACAAAAGAAAAGGACGUCCAACCCAAAGAAGAAGAGAAUGUCAAGGACGUUCUGUUACUCAUUGAAACAAAUGAAGAAGAGACUGUCAACGACGUUGAAACAAAAGCGGAAGAGCCUUCAAAAGCAGACUUCUAUGAUAACAGCAUGUACACUGACGAAUUCAAUCUCAUGCUCGAGACUGUUUUGAAAGGCGAAAGCUUUCUUUUUAAUGAACAAGAAAAACAAGCUUUUGACAGGUUUAAAUCUCUAAAAGGAGAGUCAAAGCAUUUGCUUGUUCGACUGUUAAUGAGAAAGCAAGGCUGGAUAAGAAGUAACAAGUUGAAAUACCAAAACUACAUUAGUAAUGUUGCUUUAGCCAUUAGUGAAUUACAACAACUUGGGUUUCUAAAGACCGCACUGACUGACUUGGAUGAAGCCACACAAUUACUCUCGCGGGAUGAAUUACAAGAUAUCCUUAAAGAAAGAAAUAUUGUCUUGCCAGUCGAUAAACGAAAAAAGGAGGAUUUUAGAAAAGCCUUGAUGGUAUUUGGAUUGCGUACUUCAGGAAAUAUUGCCACACAUUAUUCAGUCAUUGAUCCCACGGACGAAGCCAAAAGCAGCAAACUAUGGUCUUCCAUUGAAGAACGGUUAGGUACCUGUAUUCAGGUAGAACCGCACAUAUAUAAAUUAUUUCAGCUACUGCAAGUCGUUCAUUAUCGCAUCAACAAGGCACUUGAUACCAGUGCCAUGUCCACCUCUAUCCUUGCAAAAACAAGUAAGCGUAUAUAUCCGUUGUAUACAUCCUGUAGAUCAGAUAUGGUAUGGAAUUCGAGAGACGAUCUCCUUCGAUAUGAAGAAGCUUUAUCUGUCGAAAAGGAAUAUGAAACAUCCGUCGAACUGUUGACUGUAUACAAUAGCACCAAAACAAAAAAGUUUAUAUCGGCAGAAAAUGGGGACUUAAAAGUGAGAGAGCUGAUGAUCAAGUGUUGGACUAUAUGUGAAGAUAGAAUUGGUAUGUGGGAUGAAUGUAUUUUACAAGAAGGGCAGUUAGAGGAAGAAUUGAUGCGACCCUAUUAUAUGAGAAGAUUUGAAGCAGGAUGGAUUUAUACUAGGCUUUUAGAUCAUGGAACUUCAUUAUUGGCAAAGCUCCAUGAAUAUGAAUUGGAGGCUAUAAUUCUCCAAAAGCUCAUUGACCAAAAACUGUAUCGUCUUGGUAAAAGAGGUAAAUGGUAUGACCGUUUGGCCCUAGUUCAGUCAAAAUAUCUAAACAAGGAUCAAGUAAGAGUUCAAAAAAAGUUGGCUUUAAAAACUUGUAUUGAUGCUAUACAUGAUCCAAGAGUGCAUCAAAUUUAUAUGCAUAAAAUUCACAAGCGUAUCAAUCAACUUGAAAGAGAUUUGUGCAUACCGAGAAGAGAACAGCAUAAUUUUGAUUAUAUGACAUUAAAGAAACCCGAGACAAGAACAAUAUACGGAGAAAGACUUUCUGAUGAGGUGAUAGGUAAAAAGUCUAUAUGGCGAAGUGACAAUGGAGCUGAGUGUUCAGUUGAACAUGUUGCAAUAGAAUAUUAUCAAAAACAAGGCUUCAAAGGACUUCAUUGUGAAAACGGCAUUGUCAAAAUGAUUGCUGUGCUUUUGUUUUGGGAUAUCAUAUUCGCACCAAUGACUGGUGUCUUUGAAACACCAUAUCAAAUGGCACCUUUAGAUUUAGGCUCGGAUGCUUUUUAUGAAGCAAGACUCGAUAUUAUCAAUGUCAGGUUAAGAGAAAUCUCGGAGGGUCAUUACAAAGACAUUAUAUUGAAAGUUGAUGAAAGAGAAAGAGCUAGAGGUACAGUGUGUAUAGGUAUCAAUUGGGAUUACGAACAGCAAGAUAUUUUGGAGAUUGCAGAGUGCAUUGGUGCCUCUUCUUUGGCAUCAUUGUGUCAGUUAUAUUUUGAAGAGUUUGGUCAUCGUCAAGGAGGGAUGCCAGAUCUUUGCUGCUGGGAUUAUGAAAAGAGAAAGUGUUUAUUUUCAGAAGUAAAGGGGCCUGGAGACACAUUGUCAGAAACCCAGAAAAUGUGGAUCGAGACACUUACCGGAUUUAGUAUUCAAGUUGAAGUUUGUUAUGUGAAGGAAUGGAAAGGGGAAGAUAUAUUUUUAAAAUAAUAAUGAAAUGAUAAUUUCAUUGUUGAAACGUUGCUUAAAAUCCAACUCACAAUUGAUCCAUUUAUUAUAAAUAAAGAUUAUUUUAUUUGUUUUAGUUC
Molecule: messenger RNA, 2552 nt
Organism: Mucor mucedo
Lineage: Eukaryota; Fungi; Mucoromycota; Mucoromycetes; Mucorales; Mucoraceae
Product: VRR-NUC domain-containing protein
Exons: 12
Coding region: 247-2454 (735 amino acids)
Biological process (GO): interstrand cross-link repair
Cellular component (GO): nucleus
Molecular function (GO): flap-structured DNA binding; 5'-flap endonuclease activity; 5'-3' exonuclease activity
Source: RefSeq, a predicted model, not a curated record